Acanthosepion pharaonis is the source of this 489-nucleotide messenger RNA. Lineage: Eukaryota; Metazoa; Mollusca; Cephalopoda; Sepiida; Sepiidae. The record is from the annotation of a GenBank genome assembly.
AUGUAUACCUCCCAGAAAUAUCUCCCACGUAUUCCUCCCAGAAAUAACUCCCACAUCUACCUCCCAGAAAUACCUCACACAUAUACCCCCCAGAAAUACCUCCCACGUAUACCUCCCAGAAAUAUCUCCCACGUAUUCCUCCCAGAAAUAACUACCACAUAUUCCUCCCAGAAAUACCUCACACAUACACCUCCCAGAAAUACCUCCAACAUACACCUCUCAGAAAUACCUCCAACAUCUCUUUUCUGCCUUUUUCUCUCUGUCUGUCUGUCUGUCUCUUUCUCUCUCUCUCUCUCUCUCUCUCUCUCUAUCUAUCUAUCUAUCUAUCUAUCUUUCUCGCUUUCGUUUUAUUCUACUUUUCCUCUUCCUAUCUCCGGAUGUGCAGAGGAUUUCAACUCUGAGAAUGAUGAUAAUGCCGCUGGUGGUCUGCAUAACUAUCACAAAUAUGAGGCCACAAGUCGGACUCCACCCAUCAAUCUCGCAGCAUAG